AAAUAUUACCAAACUUUGUUGCAUUCUAUUAGGUAAUGAUUAAAACUCAAGUAAUAAGCAAUACCAAGAAAGAAACUUUUUUUAUCAGCCACAAAAGACACCCAUAAGUGUUAAUUAGCCAUACAAAAAAGACCCAAACUAUAUGUUCUUGGUAAAUUAGGUCUGUUUUCAAUCAAGUGUCCUUUACGUAGAUUAAAAGUUAAAUGGUAAAAGUAAUCGUAAAAAUACGUUCUUUUUAUGCUGCUUUCCUUCUGCUUAUUCAAACAACAGAAAGAUGUAAAAUCAUACAGCCACAGACACAUGUACAGGUUUUAGUUCAAGAGCAAGUAACACUGUGCAUGUAAAUUGUUGUGUCCCCUUUGAGAGCAGUUCUGCUUGCUUGAUCAUCACUCGAUCAGUCAUGCUCGACCUAUCAUGGGAUUGUGCCAGUUUUCAGCUGCAACAGAGAGAGAUACACAGCUUCAAACUGUGAUAUGACAGUGGCAUAUUUAUAAAGACUGUUAAAUGUGGGAUCCACACAUUAAGUGAGGAGAACAGUAUAAUUCUGCCUCGUCUGUUAGGAUGUACCCAGAGUUUCGAUCCGUGAUGGUCAAGGAGAUGAUCCAUAUGGUGCUCACAGACAAACUCUCAGGAAAAGUUUAUGAACCAGACAAUGCUACAGAGUGGACCAGGACUAUCUCAGACACCAUCAAACAAAAGUUAAAAGAUAUGGGAUAUGACAGGUACAAAUUUAUUGUUCAAGUGGUAAUUGCAGAACAACGUGGCCAGGGCACAAAAAUGGCUUGUAGGUGUUUCUGGGAUGCAGAUACCGACAGUUAUGCACAAGAUAUGUAUAUAAAUGAUUCACUAGUAUGUGUGGCUGCAGCAUUUGGAGUGUUUCACUACUGAGCUCUCUCCACACUGACUUGCCCACACCACAAUGGAGGUAGCAAGUUAGAAACUCAUGAGGUGAGGAAGAAAUGAAAGCUGAAAUGUCUUGGAGUCAGCAGUUCCAUCUUUGACUUCUAGCAAUAAAAGGAAUGGACCACAAAAAAUAUCCCAGAAUGGGGAUACUGUCUCACUUUUUCAGUGAAAGAACAUUGUACAGUGAUAUCUUUUGCUCAACCAUUUGCAGCACGCUUAGUCACUACACUUGUUGCCAGGUCAUGGAUAUUAGUGUGUGUAGUGCUGUCGGACUAGAACGACUGUUAAAGAAAUACCGUAUCAGUGAUGUGAUUGAAUGUUCUUGUCUGUACGAUUGAAUAUUAGCACAACAGUUUGAAAAAAAAAAGUUUUUCUCAAGUCUGUGUUCUUGAGACAUUUUCUUUAUAAAGUAAUAAAACUUUGGAUGUUGCUUAUGAUCUGCUGGUCUUCUUUUGCAUGUAAUUGAAUUGAAACAUGCUCUGGUUGUUGUCUGCCUUUCAAGGUGUUAAUCAGCAUGCCUGUGACCUGUGUAUAGUUGAUGCAAGAGGAACAAUUCAUAUUUUAUUCACCAUUUGAGAUGACUUACCUCCCUUUACUUCCUGUUGAUAUUUGUUGUGAUCUCCUUUGGCAUUGGAGCAUUAUGCCAUGUUGGUUACAGUUAGAAUGUAAGUUGCUGAACAUGUGAUUUAUUUGCAAAAAUUUUUAAAAACUGAAAUUUUGGGCUGUCUGUGAUAAGUGGCCUGUGUUACAAAGAAAACUUAUAUUGUUGAUAUAGAGAUGAUUUUGUGGGCAAAACUAUGGAUAGCAAUGCUUGGUCAGUGGAAAGCAAUAGUGUUUUACAUCACAGCUUUACAAAAAAAGAAAAUUUGACCAGUUUUUUUCUGCCAGAUUUUAUGGAGAAAAAUUCACACGAAAAGAUUUACGUGCAAGAUUUGAAGUGGAUGGCAAAAAAAAAAAA
Pomacea canaliculata is the source of this 1861-nucleotide messenger RNA. Its product is annotated as tctex1 domain-containing protein 2-like. The transcript has 5 exons. Bases 562 to 888 code for a protein of 108 amino acids. Gene Ontology annotation, molecular function: dynein intermediate chain binding. Gene Ontology annotation, cellular component: cytoplasm; cytoplasmic dynein complex. The record is from RefSeq and is a predicted model, not a curated record. NCBI's taxonomy places the organism in Eukaryota, Metazoa, Mollusca, Gastropoda, Architaenioglossa, Ampullariidae. Gene Ontology annotation, biological process: microtubule-based movement.